Messenger RNA from Hyaloperonospora brassicae, 1287 nucleotides. The record is from the annotation of a GenBank genome assembly. NCBI's taxonomy places the organism in Eukaryota, Oomycota, Peronosporomycetes, Peronosporales, Peronosporaceae.
AUGCUCGUGCGGGUGCGCUCGAAGAACGGGACGUGGCGCGUCGCGGGCCUCACGCCGUCGUCCACGAUCGCCGACAUCAAGAGCUGGAUCUUCGACCAGCACGCGAUCGACCCGCAGCGUCAGGAGCUGGCGCUCGACCUCCAGCAGACGCGGCAGACUGCGAACACACAGACGCUGCGGGAGCUCUGCGUGGGCCACGGCGACAUGCUCUUCCUGGACUACGAUGGGGAAACGGUAGGCACGGGGGGCGCAGUGGGUACUAAGAUCAACGCAGACGGUACGCUCACGCGGGUGGCCUACAGCGACCGCGCUGACAAGCAGUCGUUCCGGCCGGGCAUGAAGUCCCUGCGCGACAUGAAGAUGUACUGGACGCUGGACGAGUUUAUGCGCCUGGACGCGCAGUUUGAGUUCAAGAUCAGCGCGCAGAAGGAGCCGCACGUGUCGAAGGUGCAUUUGGACGGCGCGAGCUGCAACGACUUUCAGGCCUAUUUGCGUCAGUUUGCCUUCCAGCAGUCCCGCUGUGGCUGGCUCUACGGCUCUGUGGAUGCGGAGACCAAGGAGGUGACUGUGGACUUUAUUUAUGAGCCGCCGCAAGAGGGCAAUCCGUACGGCUUUGAAGUGCUUGACGACGCGAACGCGGACAAGGUCGACGCUGUUGCCGAGGCCCUUGGCUACGAAAAAGUCGGCUGGGUGUUCUCGCACCCUCCGCGCAAAGACGACGACUUCCACUUUUCGACUCGCGAGAUCCUACUAGCGGCACAGCUACAGGCCGAUGCAGGUGGCAAGAGCUCGUUGUUUCUGACACUCAAGGUGACGCUGGACAAGGAAGGGCAGGCAGUUUUCGAGGCCUUUCAGGUCAGCGACCUGUGUGUCGAGAUGUUUGCAGCUGGCGCGCUGCUCGAGAGCGAGAAAAACCCGAAGGCGUGUGCUGUAAGUGGCACCUUCACAGCCCUCGUGGAGGCCAAGCCGGCACGUGAGGUGGACAACAACUUUUUCCUGUGCGUGGUGCCUGUGCUUCCGCAUGAGUCCCCACUGCGGUGCGAGUUUCCGAAACUCAACCGAGAAGGUGCGUAUCGAAACCGCGAGGCGCUGAAGGCGCAGCUGCAAAAGCACCGCAACGAGCCGUACGCGAAGCGCAUCAGCGACUUCCAGCUACUGGUCUUUUUGUCGGAUUUCCUCGAUUUGCAGACGGACAUCCCGGUCAUCUGCCGAGCCGUGCGCGACUCAGACGUCCCGCUGGACUCGGGCUACCCGAUUCUUAUCGACUCAGUUGCGGGCUGCCAGUGA